Vitis riparia (riverbank grape) is the source of this 1012-nucleotide messenger RNA. RefSeq names its product Werner Syndrome-like exonuclease. NCBI's taxonomy places the organism in Eukaryota, Viridiplantae, Streptophyta, Magnoliopsida, Vitales, Vitaceae. Gene Ontology annotation, biological process: nucleobase-containing compound metabolic process. The record is from RefSeq and is a predicted model, not a curated record. The coding region runs from base 46 to 687 and encodes 213 amino acids. Gene Ontology annotation, cellular component: nucleus; cytoplasm. The transcript has a single exon. Gene Ontology annotation, molecular function: 3'-5' exonuclease activity; nucleic acid binding.
CUCUUCCAAGUGAAGCAGCCAAGAAAAUCGAGAGAACCCCCAAUCAUGACAGUCUCCAUUACAGCCCUCGACCUCUCCUCCGAAACCCACGCCCUUUAUGAGGUCAUCUUCUUCGGUGACAGCGUCCAAACCCUCGUUACCAACACUCCAAACAUCGUUGAUUCUUGGAUCCAAAACGUCGAGUCAAGUAACCCUCACAACGGUCUUGACAGACUCAUCGUGGGUCUAGACGUGGAAUGGCGACCCAAUUUCAACCCCCAAAUCGAGAACCCGGUGGCCACUUUGCAGCUGUGCGUGGGUCGUUCUUGCCUCAUUUUUCAGCUCUUACACGCCCCGGCGAUACCCGCAUCCCUGAAUGCUUUUCUCCGCAACCCUGGUUAUACUUUUGUGGGUGUUGGGAUCAACGACGAUUUGGAGAAGUUGGUAGGGGAUCAUGGGUUGGGAGUGUCCAAUGCUGUUGAUCUGCGUGGGUUGGCGGCCCAUGAGUUGAAUAAGAUGGAACUCCGCAAUGCGGGUCUUAAGCGUCUGGGGCUAGAGGUUCUUGGGAAGGAGGUUCAGAAGCCGAGGAGGGUUACUCUGAGUAGGUGGGACAAUUUCUAUCUCUCUACUGAUCAGGUGCAGUACGCUUGUGUUGAUGCUUUUCUUUCCUCCGAGAUUGGGACGACCCUAAAUGCAUCUCGACGUUAGAAAAACUGUAGUGGGUUUUGCUGGGUUCUGCAUUUUCAAGAUUUUCAAGAUUUUCAAGGAGAAAUGAUAAUGGUUGUUAGUGAUUUCUGCACUUCUUAGGCAUUCAAUGUUUGGGAUUUCCCUACAAUACCGUGCCUAAUAGUCUAUAUCAUGAUUGGAUUUACUUUUGUAUAUGUUUGUAAUCUUGACGGAAAUUAGGGAAAAAUCGGAAACUGUAAUGGUUCUGUUGUUUGGUUGCGAUGCCAUGAAAUUCGGUAGAGUUUCAUACAUACUGAAAAUCUUUGUUUUCGACUUGAUAAAAAAAAUAUAUUGGAGUUGAUAUUAA